This is a messenger RNA of Symbiodinium natans, 1080 nucleotides long. The record is from the annotation of a GenBank genome assembly. Lineage: Eukaryota; Dinophyceae; Suessiales; Symbiodiniaceae.
AUGGCAGCUGGGUAUCCGUCAUCGAUCCCAACUACGAUGAAGGCGGCUGUAGUUGAGGAGUUUGGGAAGCCAUUGGUUGUCAAGACCGUUCCAGUGCCCGAGCCUGGACACGGACAAGUGCUUGUGAAGGUGAUCGCUUCAGGCGUGUGCCACACGGAUCUUCAUGUGCGAGAUGGAGAUUGGCAUGUGAAGCCCAAGUUGCCUAUCAUCCCUGGGCAUGAGGGCGCAGGAAUUGUGGUGAAGCUGGGGCCGGGAGUGACCACGUUGAAGAUUGGAGACCGCGUUGGCCAUGCCUGGCUUCACGAUUCCUGCGGCGGUUGCGACUACUGCCUCGCAGGAUGGGAGACGGUUUGUGGCAACCAGCACCAGACAGGCUUCCUUGCCAAUGGCUGCUUUGCCGAGUACACAAUCGCUGAGGCCAGCUACGUGGGCCGCAUCCCGUCGAACGUCAGCUUUUCGCAGUCCGCACCCAUCCUCUGCGCUGGUGUCACCACGUACAAGGCUUUGAAAGAAACAGAAGCCAAGCCUGGACAGUGGGUCGCCAUUAUCGGAGCAUGCGGUGGCUUGGGCCACGUGGGUUGCCAGUACGCGAAGGCCAUGGGCCUGAAGGUUUGCGCUGUUGAUUUUGGUGCAGACAAGAAGACCUACGCGAUCGAUACCCUCAAAUGUGAUGCGUACGUGGACAUCAAGGAUAAGAAGGGCGAGGAGAUUGUGGCUGCUGUGAAGGAAGCCUGCGACGGUCAAGGCGCCCACGGCUCCGUGAUCCUGGCUCCUGUUCCAGCCGCCUUUCGCCAAGGAGUUGACAUGCUUCGGCCGAUGGGGACUGCCGUGGGCAUCUCCUUGCCGCCCGGCGACUUUCCUGUUGACAUCUUCUCCUUGAUCCUGCACCGCAAGACCGUUCGAGGCUCUAUUGUCGGGACACGGAAGGACUUGAACGAGUGCCUCAGCAUCUGUGCUGAUGGUAAGGUUGCGUGCACUGUGGAAGAGCGAAAGCUCGAAGACAUCAACCAAAUCUUUGAUGACAUGGUCCACGGAAAGAUCAAGGGCCGCUGUGUGCUUCGAAUUGCCCCAGAUGAGUAA